UUAUACAAUGUUGAUAAAUUACACCGUUCAGCUUACUUCAACAACAAAAAAGGUUUAGAAAAGAAGAUAUUUGAUUCCAGCGACUGUGUUAAAUAUAGCGAGAGGUAGCAUAGUGCAGUACAGUGUGUGUAAGUCCGAUAGCUAAACAUGUUAUGCGAGAUACAUGUUGAUUAAACUGUGUAGCAUAUCAACAAUAAUUGAGUGUUUCGGAUGUAAAAAUGCAGGGAUAAUUGUAUGAAUGUCAAUAAUGGAAGAGAAAUUUGUGAUAUAUGGAGCCAAACAUCGAAGUGGUGAACGAUUAUUGCAGACGUAACGUGUGAGCGUUUAUAGUGUGACGUUAUGGGCAGACAAUUUAUCUUACAGUAGUAGUCAAUGAAUUAAGGGAUGAUCAAAACUCACAAUGGGAAUAAAAAGACGGAUACCAUAUUCUAAGUUACUGUUUUGUUUUGUAGCAUUUUCAGUAUCAGUAUUGUACAUUCAAACAAUUGUCGACAAAAAAUCUAAUGAUUUAUGCAAUGAAAAGCAUACGAUGCAUAUCAAGGAACCCCCUGCUGUUAUAUAUUAUGCAGUAAACUGUUCAAACAAAUUGCCAAUAACGGAGCCGCAUGAUUCGAAUGAAACUGACCAUGAAGUGAAACUAGCUGAAGAUCUACAUUCACAUAAAAAGAUGCAGAAAACGUCGAAAACUAUACAAACGACAAAACAUAGACCUAAAGUUUACACGUUUGCAGAAUUUAAACAAAAAGCUCAAACCGACAAUUUCUUUUUAUCAAAAAUUCUUACGCAGUCUUAUUUGCAUUCUAAGUCAUACCAUGUGUUAAGACGAUAUUUCACAGGAAAGUCAUAUAGCUUUAAAUCUGAGUUUAAAAAUGUAUCAAUACAGCAUAAUUAUGACAUCAAUACUGACGUCAUGGUAUUUUUGCAUAUUCAGAAAACUGGAGGUAUGCAUUUCAAUGAUAGGUUAAUACGAGAAUUAUCGUAUCCUUUUAAGUGUAAGUGUGUAUUUAAACAGCCAACUUGCCCUUGUUUUAACCCAAAGGGUAAUAUAUGGAUAUAUACAUCUAAAUUAUCCGGCUGGCCUUGCGGUCUGCACGCUGACUGGACCCAACUUCACAGAUGUAUUCCUAAUCAAAUAGAUCAGAUGGAGCAAAAAAGGCGAUAUAGAAGAUAUUUCUACUUUACUCAACUUCGAGACCCUAUUGCUCGAUAUAUGAGUGAGUACUAUCAUCAAAGCUUUUAUGGAGGUCACUGGCAAGACGCUCUAUUAGGGUGUAGUAACGGUAUGGCUGAAUGGUUGGACGUCAGGCCUUGCUUUCUCUCAGAAACAUGGCAAGGUGUAGGUAUAGAUGAGUUUAUAGACUGCAAGUAUAAUUUAGCCACGAAUAGAAUGACCCGGAUGUUGGCAGACCUUACAGUAGCCGACUGCUAUGUUGACUAUAUUAACAGAAAUGUAAUGCGCAAAAGAGCUUAUCUGUGGUUAGAAUCGGCGAAACAUAACUUACAACAAAUGGAAUACUUUGGAAUAAUGGAAAACAGGGAAUGGUCUGAUGCAUUGUUUUCAUCGGUAUUUCAGAUGGGAUUUAAGAAAAUACGCAAAAGUGACGUACGAAGCAAAAGCGCCGAAAUCCGUUUGACAGAAGAUCAGUUUUUAAAAUUAUUAAAAUUAGUAGAACUUGAUAUCCAUUUAUAUUUGUUUGCAACAGAUUUAUUUCAAAAUCGAAUACGAAAUUUGCACAUCUAGUUCUUGCAUAAACUUAUAACAUAGUAUUUAAAAAUUGUAGUUCAGUUACAAUAUUUCAAUAUUGAAUAUAUGUAUUGCGAUGAGUUUAUAUGAAUUCGAAUGUCUUUAUUCUUAAAUCUUCAUUUUGUUUCGUUCAUGAAAAACACUAUCAAUUUCCUAAGAUGAAUACAUAUUUAAUGAGUU
This is a messenger RNA of Ruditapes philippinarum (Manila clam), 1924 nucleotides long. RefSeq names its product heparan-sulfate 6-O-sulfotransferase 1-B-like. Gene Ontology annotation, cellular component: membrane. The transcript has 3 exons. NCBI's taxonomy places the organism in Eukaryota, Metazoa, Mollusca, Bivalvia, Venerida, Veneridae. Gene Ontology annotation, molecular function: heparan sulfate 6-sulfotransferase activity. The coding region runs from base 401 to 1741 and encodes 446 amino acids. The record is from RefSeq and is a predicted model, not a curated record.